This is a messenger RNA of Oryzias melastigma (Indian medaka), 1350 nucleotides long. RefSeq names its product G1/S-specific cyclin-D2. NCBI's taxonomy places the organism in Eukaryota, Metazoa, Chordata, Actinopteri, Beloniformes, Adrianichthyidae. Gene Ontology annotation, cellular component: nucleus; cytoplasm; cyclin-dependent protein kinase holoenzyme complex. The coding region runs from base 212 to 1132 and encodes 306 amino acids. The record is from RefSeq and is a predicted model, not a curated record. Gene Ontology annotation, molecular function: cyclin-dependent protein serine/threonine kinase regulator activity. Gene Ontology annotation, biological process: positive regulation of G1/S transition of mitotic cell cycle; regulation of cyclin-dependent protein serine/threonine kinase activity; mitotic cell cycle phase transition. The transcript is spliced from 5 exons.
AGCUGAACAUUCAGACCGGAUGUGAACCUUUAUUUUGAAGGGAUCAGCGACUGCUUUCAGGCAGCCUGGAGGAAGACGCAAGCCGACACGCAGCUGCACUGGAGCAAACUCUGUUGUCUCAGCCUCAUGCUUCGCCUUGGGGACUUCUGCUCCUCCUGUCCGCUUUCUAAACGGCUGUGACAGUAUUUAUUUCUUUAAUUUUUUUAGUGACAUGAAAAAAAGUGGGGAAGAAGAAAGAAACCGAGUCAUGGAUCUUUAUUGCUUGGAGUCGGAUAUAGUCGUGAAAGCCCAGCCUGACCCAAACAUCCUUUAUGAUGAGAGAGUUUUGCAAAGUUUAUUAACAAUUGAGGACAGUUUUUUACCCCAAUGUUCAUAUUUCCAGCGGGUCCAGAAGGAUAUCCACCCAUAUAUGAGACGAAUGGUUGCAGGUUGGAUGCACGAGGUAUGUGAGGGAGAGAAGAGCAAUGAAGACGUUUUCCCUUUAGCUAUUAAUUAUUUGGACAGAUUUUUAGCCGUGGUUCCCACAAGAAAGAACUUUUUGCAGCUUCUGGGAGCUGUGUGCAUGUUCCUGGCCUCCAAGCUGAAGGACUGCAGGCCCAUAUCAGCAGAGAAACUCUGCAUGUACACAGACUACUCCAUUACACCAAGGGAACUGCUGGAGUGGGAGCUGGUGGUGCUGGGGAAGUUGAAGUGGAACAUGGCCUCCGUCAUCCCCAACGAUUUUAUAGAGCACAUCAUGCGCCGGCUGCCUAUUCCCAAAGACAAGUUAGCGUUGGUCCGAAAGCACACGCAGACUUUUAUCGCCCUUUGUGCUACAGAUGACCGGCUCGCCAUGAACCCGCCCUCUAUGAUCGCCACGGGCAGCAUGGCGGCCGCCAUCUGCGGCCUGCAGAUCCACCACAGCGACCAGCGGCUGAAUCGAGACAACCUGACGGACCUUCUGGCCAAGAUCACCAACACGGAGGUGGACUGUUUGAGGGCCUGCCAGGAGCAGAUCGAGCGCGUCCUGGCCUCCAGCCUGCAGCAGGGCCAGCAGCAGCGGCAGGAGGGCGGCGUCCGGGCCGGCAGCAAGGCCCGGGAGCAGCAGGAUCAGUCCAGCACCCCCACAGAUGUGCGCGACGUCAACUUAUGAACUACUGUCGCCAUCCAACCAAUGAACUGACUGCACCGAGAGAGGGGGCGGAGUCUUCUCGGAGUGGCUCCACACUCGAUGGUGUGACAAUCUAUGAACUUUAGAAACUAAGAAAUUUCUUCUUUUUUUUUUUUCCCCUCCAUUCACACCAGAAUCGGUGUAAUUCCACCCUUUUGUACGGACCACAAUUAAAUCGAACAAGCUAUUUAAAAUAAAAA